This is a messenger RNA of Anisakis simplex (herring worm), 561 nucleotides long. Lineage: Eukaryota; Metazoa; Nematoda; Chromadorea; Rhabditida; Anisakidae. The record is from the annotation of a GenBank genome assembly.
AUGAUUAGUUAUGAACCCGUACCAGAUGAAUUAGAUGAAGAGUUCAUUUUACCGGAUGAAGUAGAGCCGAUCUUCUCGGAGGUAUCGUUGUAUACCGAGAAUACGGGCAAUGGUAUAGCACUGAUGUGGGCACCGCGACCGUUCAAUAUGCGUUCGGGUCGAACGAGACGUGCGGUUGAUGUGCCGUUAGUGAAGACGUGGUAUCGAGAGCAUUGUCCGUCUGGUAUGCCAGUAAAGGUUCGCGUAUCAUAUCAAAAACUUUUGAAAGUAUUCGUACUGAAUGCAUUGCGUCAUCGUCCACCGAAACCGCAGAAGCGAAGAUAUCUAUUCCGUUCAUUCAAAUCAACGAAAUUCUUCCAAUCCACAACACUUGAUUGGGUUGAAGUCGGACUUCAAGUGUUGCGUCAGGGUUACAAUAUGUUGAACUUAUUGAUUCAUCGAAAGAAUUUGAACUAUCUCCAUCUCGAUUACAAUUUCAACUUGAAGGUUCGUCUAUCUGGAAACCACUUUUUUACACUUGUUCACGUCAUAUUUAGAUAUCUUCAUCACGUUUUGAGAUAA